Molecule: messenger RNA, 1226 nt
Organism: Cololabis saira (Pacific saury)
Lineage: Eukaryota; Metazoa; Chordata; Actinopteri; Beloniformes; Belonidae
Product: protein jagged-1a-like
Exons: 7
Coding region: 1-1203 (400 amino acids)
Biological process (GO): neuron development; Notch signaling pathway; multicellular organism development
Cellular component (GO): membrane; neuron projection
Molecular function (GO): cell adhesion molecule binding; protein heterodimerization activity; protein homodimerization activity
Source: RefSeq, a predicted model, not a curated record
AUGAUCUUCCAGCUGCAUGAGGUCCUGCGGCUGCAGACCCGCCGGGCUCCGGAGGACGAUAGCAGGACAGCAGGCUCUUUACUCCGCUGCUGGAGAGCAGAAGCUGCGGCUCGGCGUCUCCGGUCGUGCAUGUCCCCACUGGAGAGGCGGAGGUUUGCAGCGACCACCGCGGGGAUGAGCCUGAUCCUGACCCGGAUCCUGCAGCUGCUGCUGCUGUGUGUCUGCGCCCAGGUUUCUUCAGCUUCGGGACACUUUGAGCUCCAGAUUUCGUGGAUGCAGAAUGUAAAGGGGCAGCUGCAAAGCGGCGCCUGCUGCGAUGGAUCUGGCAGCGUGGCAGAUGGACGCUGCACUGCGGACCAAUGUGACACUUAUUUCCGGGUCUGUCUAAAGGAAUACCAGAUAAAGGUUUCCCCGGUGGGGCCCUGCAGCUUCGGCGUGGCCUCCACACCCGUGCUCGGUGGGAAUAGCUUUUCUUUAAGCACUUCUCACAACAACAAAGCCAAGAUCGUGAUGCCAUUCAGCUUUCCAUGGCCAACGGCGUACACUUUGAUUGUGGAAGCCUUGGACUUCAACAAUGACUCUUCCUCUGGCAGUGUUGGUGGGGCGGUAAUUGAGAAAGCCUUCCACUCUGGGAUGAUCAACCCCGGCCGGCAGUGGCAGAACCUGGAGCACAACGGCCCCGUGGCUCAGUUCCACUUCCAGGUCCGCCUCAUGUGUGACGAGCACUACUACGGCUUCGGCUGCAACAAAUUCUGCCGGCCAAGGGACGACUUCUUUGGUCACUACGAGUGCGACCACAAUGGCAACAAGAUGUGUCUGGAGGGCUGGUCUGGACCGGACUGCAGGACGGCGAUCUGCAGGCAGGGCUGCAGUACACAACACGGAUCCUGCAAAGUCCCUGGAGAGUGCAAAUGUCUGUAUGGCUGGCAGGGGGAAUACUGCGACCAGUGUAUCCCUUAUCCUGGGUGUGUUCAUGGCAGCUGUUUGGAGCCUUGGCAGUGUCUCUGCGACACCAACUAUAGAGGACUGCUGUGUGACAAAGACCAGAACACAUGUGGAACGCGUCAGCCGUGUUUGAACGGAGGAACCUGCAGCAACACGGGACCAGACAAAUACCACUGCUCCUGUCCUGAAGGCUUCUCCGGGGUCAACUGUCAGAUCGGGGAGGAGGGCGCUGAUUCAGAGCCUCAAACCCCGCUGUGAGGCUCUACUGGAAGAGAAGAGCU